Messenger RNA from Arabis nemorensis, 150 nucleotides. The record is from the annotation of a GenBank genome assembly. NCBI's taxonomy places the organism in Eukaryota, Viridiplantae, Streptophyta, Magnoliopsida, Brassicales, Brassicaceae.
AUGUAUAGGUGUAGGGUUGUCGCUUCUUCCUUUGUUCUUGAUGGAAAAAAUGAAGGAGAGGUUGGAGAAGAUGAAGAGGACAAUGAGACAACAGAGAGGAAAGCUUCAUAUCAUCAGACUUUGCAUCACUUUGCUUCUCUCUUCCGAUGA